Messenger RNA from Gigantopelta aegis, 606 nucleotides. RefSeq lists its product as uncharacterized. The transcript is spliced from 3 exons. The coding region runs from base 71 to 541 and encodes 156 amino acids. The record is from RefSeq and is a predicted model, not a curated record. Lineage: Eukaryota; Metazoa; Mollusca; Gastropoda; Neomphalida; Peltospiridae.
GCACAAACUUAAGACAGUUCCAAAAGACAAACGGAAGACGAACAAGUCUGUUGCGAAUUUUUUUUCAAACAUGUCUCGUAUUUUGAAGCUAGCUCUUGUACCGGCUUUGAUACAAGUCGUCCUAUUUUCAGUCGCUGUCCAGAGUCGUGUCCCCGCUAAGAUAAUAUCGGAAAGCAUCGGGAUAGUUAAGUCCAUGGCCCCUGCUAUGAUCAGUGCAUCAUCGAGCGACCAUGUGUCAUAUGUGAUGAGCCAGGGUAAAUGUAAGGAGGUAACCGAGGACGCCACUCGAGACUGUAGAUGGCCAGCAGGGUUGUAUCCCUUUGUGGACCAGCUGGUGAAGGGUGGAAGAAUCAUUGCCUACAAGAUCCGCUGGUUCAACGGCAGCUGGUCAGGCUGGUAUGUUCCAGGUGUGAAUGACAUUGACGGAAAGUUUAACCCAUCCAGCCGAUCGUGUUCACUGCCAUACCUAAGGAACUCAAUGAGAAGAAUGUGGUCAUACUUCUACGACCACACACAUAAAUAUAUUAUCUGUACGCAUUAAAGGAAAUAAAUUUGUACAUAUCAUUUUUGUAUAAACUUUUAAUAAACCAAAUAUGUUUUUUGUGA